CAUCCAAUUUAUAAACAUCGUUUUUCCAACAGAUUUAGCCAUGUUUCUAAAACAUCUAAAUCACAAUCCUGGCGGGGAAGAAGAGUUCGACGAUGAUAUGACAAAUGUAAACAUUGCUAAGGCUGUGGCGAUGACUUGCCUCUUCAUCGCAUCGUUUUCUUUGGGCACCCUCCCGAUUAAACUGAACAAAUGGUUGAAAUGGGAGACGGACGCAAAAAACAACUACUACGUAAAGCUGUUGUUAUCGUUUGGUGGUGGAGUCCUGUUCUGCACAACUUUCAUGCACAUGUUACCAGAAGUGGCGGAAGGAGUGGAGAAUUUAGAAAUAGAACCUUUCGAAAACUACGAACUGCAUCUUGCUCAGCUACUAAUGUGCACGGGAUUUUUUGCCAUGUAUUUUGUGGAAGAGCUCGUCCACGCGUGGAUUCAUAAAAGGGAAGGGUUGUCCGCAGUAAGGAAAAGUCUUUCGGUGAGAAGAGGAGACUUGGACGACGGAAAGAAGCACAGUCAUAACCACAAUCACAGUCAUAUUCAUAACAACAAUCACGACCACGUACAUCAAGAUCACAGCCAUGUUGUGUUGAUUGAAGCUGAUUCUACAGUAAAAACUGUCAGGGGGUUGCUAAUCGUUUUGGCCUUGUCUAUUCACGAACUAUUCGAGGGGCUGGCUGUCGGGUUGGAAGGCUCGAGCGUUGCAGUAUGGUACAUGUUUGGAGCAGUCAGUGCACAUAAAUUUGUAAUUGCGUUUUGCAUCGGUGUGGAAUUGGUUACGCUAAAGAUGAGGACGCUACUUAUUGUAAUUUAUGUGUUCACAUUCGCAGUAGUGAGUCCAAUUGGAAUCGGCGUGGGCAUCGCUGUGACUAACACUGAAGGCGACUACACAGAACAAGCUUCAGUGUUUUUGCAAGGGUUAGCAUCGGGCACCCUCUUGUAUGUGGUAUUCUUUGAAAUUCUGCAGGCUGAUAGAAAAACCGGAAUUAAACAAUUCUUUGCUGUGUUUAUUGGUUUCUUGUUUAUGGUACUGAUAACGAUUUUCUGUUAGUUUAUUUUUUAUGAGAUGUGUUUACUGAAAUCUUACUGUGAUUUUUGUUUUAUAAUCAUUAUUUAUUAUAUUAUUUUAUUUUAUGCGUUUUAGUCAUAAAAUGUGAUUUCUUAUAUGAUGAUGAAUAAUAACAAAUUUAUUUUAUAUUUACAAUUAAAAAAUAUAUAUUUUGUGUCCAUAUCUCUGUAAUAUUUUAUUUACAAUUUUACUGUUAUUCAUGUAGGUACGAGUUUCUAAAUAGUUAGAUAUCAUUAAUAAUAAGUACAAGUGUAUGUAAAGACGUACUCAAAAAUUGAAACAUUGGAUACUGUGUAUAUUUAUUUUUUUAA
Messenger RNA from Aethina tumida (small hive beetle), 1371 nucleotides. RefSeq names its product zinc transporter ZIP3-like. Gene Ontology annotation, molecular function: zinc ion transmembrane transporter activity. Lineage: Eukaryota; Metazoa; Arthropoda; Insecta; Coleoptera; Nitidulidae. Gene Ontology annotation, biological process: zinc ion transmembrane transport. Gene Ontology annotation, cellular component: plasma membrane. The record is from RefSeq and is a predicted model, not a curated record. The coding region runs from base 41 to 1042 and encodes 333 amino acids. The transcript has a single exon.